AUGAUUCGUGACUGGGCUGCAGAGCUUCCCAACGUGCUCAGCGAUAAUGAGGACAGCGGGGAAGAGUCAGGUCCUACUGCUGCGGUUGCUACUACACCUGCAUCAACCGGCAUCACCGGGCCGUCACCCGAUCAAAUUCGCGCUAAGUCGAACGCGUCCGACUCCUCUCGUGCGAGUACCGGGCUGUCUACUGCCGCAGCAGCUCGUACGCGCACCAGCACCUCGGAUACACGCAAGGGAAACCGUACAGGAGAUAAUCUGCCAAGUCCGGCAGUUACGGCACGGCCGGCAGCCCUCUUGAAUCCGGCAGCGUCGGUAGGCGGCAAAGGGAGUUUGACCGUUCACCCUCGUACAUCAAGUAACGCUCGCCCGAAGUCGUUGCUGGCUUCCAAACCUUCUUCCGUCCACCAACGUUCGGCAAGCGCUCCCCACCCGAAGUUGUCGCCGCCUUCAAGUCCUGCGCCAGCCCCUGCCCCAGCCCCACCAUCCCCUGCUGGUAGGGCGGGUUCACCCAUCAGUAUUGACGGUAGCAGCCCCCUGAGAGGCGGCAUCAGAAGAACGCCUCCCCGGUUCAGGGUGAAGGCGCCUGAGUUCCGAACCGAGGAAGUGAUCUCGUUCAACUCUGACGGCGAGGAGGAACCUGGGUUUGAGCUUCCCAACGUGCUCAGCGAUAAUGAGGACAGCGGGGAAGAGUCAGGUCCUACUGCUGCGGUUGCUACUACACCGGCAUCAACCGGCAUCACCGGGCCGUCACCCGAUCAAAUUCGCGCUAAGUCGAACGCGUCCGACUCCUCCCGCGCUAUCAUCGAGCCAUCAACUGCUACAGCAGCUCGUACGCGCACCAGCACCUCGGAUACAGGCAAGGGAAACUGUACUGGAAAGAAGCUGUCCAGUCCGGCAGGUAUGGCACAACCGGCAGCGUCUUUGCAUCCGGCAGCGGCGGCAGGCGGCAAGCGGACUUCGACCGUUCACCCUCGUACAUCAAGCAACCCUCGCCCGAAGUCGUUGCUGCCUUCCAACUCAUCUUUCAUCCGCCAAUGCUCGGCAAGCACUCCCCGCCCGAAGUCGUCGCCGCCUUCAAGUCCCACGCCAGCCCCUGCUCCAGCCCUGCCAGCCCCUGCUGGUAGGCAGGGCUCACCUAUUAGUAUUGACGGUAGCAGCCCCCCAAGAGGCGGCAUCAGAAGAACGCCUCCCCGGUUCAGGGUGAAGGCGCCUGAGUUCCGAACCGAGGAAGUGAUCUCGUUCAACUCUGACGGCGAGGAGGAACCUGGGUUUGUGCAAGAGCGUCAGCGCAGGUACUGGUACCCGCUGCCGCCUAAUCUCACCGAGGUUCCACGCCCCGCCCGAACACGCUCGGCCACGACACAUGCCGGUGAUGCCGCCUUCUGGGCCGUCUUCGGACAUAAAGACUGGUUUCAUGACUGGGUUCGCGAGGUUGCCCAAGAGCCUUUAGAGGCGCCGCCUCUUCCGAGGAACUUGCGAUCGGCCGGCAUGGACCUGGCAUGGGCGCAUUCGGCCAUCUACACGCGUCAUGUCCAGGAUGCUUGCCGCGCCGUCUCCAUGCAGGAUCUCAUGGGUCGCACGCUCGAGACUUCUGACGCCGGCCGCAAGGUCAUGGAGGAUAUCGCUCGCAUCCGGGCGGAACUGUCGGGCGGCCGGCCGAGAACGAAGACGCGAUAUCCAUGGAGAUACUGCCGACUGCCGGCCCUGCCGAAGCCGGCCCUUCACGCGAGGCCGGCCCUGCCGGACAUGCCGAAGCAGGUCCUUCUCGUCAAACUGGCCUUGGACAAGGCAGUUCCUCAGCCCAGGCCGGCCCAUCAAAUCUGA
Messenger RNA from Peniophora sp. CBMAI 1063, 1827 nucleotides. The record is from the annotation of a GenBank genome assembly. Lineage: Eukaryota; Fungi; Basidiomycota; Agaricomycetes; Russulales; Peniophoraceae.